Messenger RNA from Protomyces lactucae-debilis, 2000 nucleotides. Its product is annotated as heat shock protein sks2. The record is from RefSeq and is a predicted model, not a curated record. NCBI's taxonomy places the organism in Eukaryota, Fungi, Ascomycota, Taphrinomycetes, Taphrinales, Protomycetaceae. The coding region runs from base 31 to 1884 and encodes 617 amino acids. Gene Ontology annotation, molecular function: heat shock protein binding; ATP-dependent protein folding chaperone; ATP hydrolysis activity. Gene Ontology annotation, biological process: vesicle-mediated transport; cellular response to unfolded protein; protein refolding. The transcript is spliced from 2 exons. Gene Ontology annotation, cellular component: cytosol; cytoplasm; plasma membrane.
CCGAUACCCAAGCCAACUUGCAGCAAGAAGAUGGCAGAAUCAACUACUCUCUAUAACGGAGCUAUUGGAAUCGACCUUGGCACGACUUACUCCUGUGUGGGUGUAUGGCAAGAUGAUUCUCCCAAUGUCGAGAUUAUCAGCAACGACCAGGGUGCCCGUACAACCCCUUCAUACGUCGCUUUUACAGAUGAAGAGCGUCUCGUUGGAGACUCGGCCAAGAACCAGGCCGCUAUGAACCCUCGCAACACCGUAUUCGACGCAAAGCGCCUUAUUGGCCGUCGUUACGAUGACGCAGAGGUCAAGGCAGACAAGAAGGUCUGGCCUUUCAAUGUCGUGGAUGCCGAUGGUCAGCCUCAAAUUGAGGUCGAGUACCUCGGUGAGAAGAAGCAAUUCACACCUCAGGAGAUCUCUGCCAUGGUCCUCGUCAAGAUGAAGGAGAUUGCAGAGACCAAGCUCAACAAGAAGGUUGAGAAGGCCGUUAUUACUGUGCCUGCCUACUUUUCCGACUCUCAGCGUACCGCCACCAAGGAUGCCGGUGCCAUUGCCGGACUCAACGUCCUCCGUAUCAUCAACGAGCCAACUGCCGCCGCCAUUGCUUACGGUCUCGACCAGCGUUCAGAGAAGGAGAAGAAUGUUCUCAUUUUCGACCUCGGAGGUGGUACUUUCGAUGUGUCCAUCCUGACCAUCCAGGGUGGUGUCUUCCAGGUUAAGGCCACUGCCGGAGACACUCAUCUCGGUGGUGAGGACUUUGACAACACCUUGCUCGAGCACUUCAAGGCUGAAUUCCUCCGCAAGUCCAAGCACGACAUUUCCGACGACCCACGUGCACUUCGUCGUCUCAGGUCUGCUUGCGAGCGUGCCAAGCGUACUCUCUCGUCUGUGACACAGACCACUGUUGAGAUUGACUCGCUCUUCCAGGGAACCGACUUUUCCGCCAACAUUACUCGUGCUCGUUUCGAGGACUUGAACGCUGCUACCUUCAAGUCGACCAUUGACCCUGUUGAGAAGGUUCUCCGGGACUCCAAGAUUGACAAGUCCAAGGUGGACGAUAUUGUCCUCGUGGGUGGAUCUACCCGUAUCCCCAAAAUCCAGAAGCUCGUGUCUGACUUUUUCGGCAAGGAGUGCAACAAGUCCAUCAACCCCGAUGAGGCUGUUGCUUACGGUGCUGCCGUCCAGGCCGCAGUUUUGACCAACAAGGCCAACUCUGAAAAGACUUCCGACUUGCUCUUGCUCGAUGUUGUUCCUCUUUCGCUCGGUGUUGCUAUGGAGGGCAACAUCUUUGGUGUUGUUGUGCCCCGCAACACCCCUAUUCCUUGCAUCAAGAAGCGUACCUUCACCACCGUUGAGGAUGGCCAGACCCAAGUCACUUUCCCAGUGUACCAGGGUGAGCGUGUCGACUGCAAGGAGAAUGAGUCCUUGGGUGAGUUUGAGCUCAAGGGUAUCCCACCCAUGCCCAAGAACCAGGCCGAACUCGAGGCUACCUUCGAGUUGGAUGCUAACGGUCUCUUGACCGUCACUGCCAAGGAAAAGACCACCGGCCGUACCGCCCAAAUUGCCAUCUCCAACUCUGUGGGUCGUCUCUCGUCCACUGAGAUUGAAAACAUGAUCAAGAACGCCAAGGAGUUUGAGAAGGCCGACAAGGACUUUUCCGCACGGCUGCAAGCUAAGCAGAACCUCGAGGCUUACGUGUCAUCCAUCGAGGGUAACAUUUCCGAGCCAACCAUGAUGGCCAAGCUCAAGCGUGGUGACAAGGGCAAGAUUGAGAAUGCUCUUGCUGCAGCCAUGGAGGCUCUUGAGGUGCAAGACGCAUCGACCGAGUCGCUCCGUUCUGCUGAGCUCAAGCUCAAGAGGACUGUGACCAAGGCUUUCAGCAACCUUAGGUAAAAAGUUAGUGGCUAUAGACGCACGGUCCCGAUAGUGUGAUUCAUACAUUCUAUUUAGCGUCAAGAUUUGCAUGAAGGACUCCAUUGAUCUAUUAGGCUACAUAAGACUCUUCCGCU